AUGAGCGCAUCAUCAAAAGCAGCAGAGCGCGAUCCUCUCCUCCCGUACGCCAGACAGUUCGGGUCCAUACGCGAGAACGAAGACGAGAACGAUGACGGGAAGAGAUUCGAGCGAAGAGGCGCCUCAUCGGACGACGUCGAAAACGGGAGAAAGAAGACGUUCUUCCUCUUCGACCACGGGGGGGCGCAUUCAUCUCGAGACGCGGGGUCGAGUAGGGCGAAAAUACACGCUUCGUUUUUAUACGUUUUACUGGCGUGCGUUUUGUUCUUCUCCGGCGCGAUGGUUGGUUCCUCCUCCUCGCCGUUGUCAAAGAUGAUUUUGAUGUCGAAGGAAGAUGGUGUCGCUUCGGCAAAAGGACAACCGCGAAAUCAACACCAUCGGCUCGGGACGAUGGCGACGAUCGAAAACGCUCCCGGUCAGAAGACUUUAUCAUCAACGUUGAUGAACAACAACAACAAUAAGAACAAGAAUAAUAAUAAUAAUAACAACAACAAGAACAAGAACAACGGCACUGCACAGUCUUCUGAUGUGGAAGACUCGUCUUCGUCUUCGGAAUCUUCGUCGGGAGGGCAGGAAGGCGCGAGCGAGGAGGACGCGUACCAGUCUCUGAUGGAGAUGUUUGGGAUUUUCGGCGGCGCGGCGCCACCGACGAGAGAGGCGAUCGAGGAACCGGAACCGAGCUUAUCGGAGGAGAAUCAAGAUUUGUUGAAAGAAGAAGAGAAUCACUAUUCGAGGAUUGGAUCGGAUUUGGGGUACUUCAGAGCGCCGUCGGUGAGGAACGAUACUUUAGUGUUCGUUUCGGAAGGGUCAAUUUGGCUUUCGCAUCUGAGAGGAGGUCCAGCGGCGAGGAUUUCGAGCAGUUAUUCGUACGAAUCGGUGCCAAAGCUCUCGCCCGACGGGAAACGAAUCGCGUUUUUAGCGGAAGCUGCGGACGGGUUCGAAGUCUUUGAGCUCCCCAUCGCCGGAGGCGUGGCGAGACAAGUCACGCACGGCGCGCAGGCGUACGGGUUGUCGCAAUGGUCCGGCGACCACGAGCUUUUGAUUUUAACGACGCAAUUUUCCGAUCUCGGAAAUCCGCAGUUGGCGAAAGUCGACGCUUUAACCGGGAAGGUUUCGGUGUUGCCGUUUGAAAAAGCGCACGGAGGCUCGAAAGAUCCCAAAGGAUGCUACUUGUUUUAUCCUUUGAGACAAUCGUCCUCGACGAAACGGUACGAAGGUGGCGAACAGGCGAGAAUUUGGAGAUGGUGCGGUGAAGGUGCCGUCGGCGCGAACGGAACCGCUUGGUCAGAGGCGAAAGAGUUGACGCCAGAAUCGUGGUCCAUGCGAGGCGCGUGGUCGCCGCAAACCACGGACAAGCUCAGCGGCAAGGUAUUUUUCAUCAGCGACAAAACCGGCGUGGCCAACUUGUGGGUGAUGAACGACGACGGCUCGAAAAAGACGCAACUGACGUUCGAGUGCGAGUUCGACGUGAUGGAGUAUGCCAUCGACGGUACUCGCAUCGUCAUGCGCGUUGGCGCGGAUUUGAAAUCAGCGACGUUGAGCGCGGCUCAAAUCGAAGGCGGCGUGAUCAUUUCCGAGGCGACGACGUUGAAGAUUAAUCUUUUAUCCGAAUUCCGCGAGGCGCAGCCCAUGUUGCUUUCCGAUCCGCUUUAUGAAAUGUCCGAACUCGCCAUCUCAGACGAUGGCAUUUACGGCGCUUUUAUCGUGAGAGGUCAGGUUUACUUUUCGCCGCUCGUCGCGCAACUCGGGACGAGAAUCGAAAAAGUUACCCAGUACGAAGGCAUGGUUCGAUACAAGCACGUGCAGUUCAUUCCAAACUCGCAUCCAAGUGAUCCAAUUAAGUUACUCGCGUUGAGCGACGCCAGUGGUGAAUACGACUACGUCGUUCUGGAAAGAGACGAGGACAACGGAGUCAGCUAUUGGUCGGAAGCGCAAGUCACGCAAGACGGGGCCAUUCAAGGAGGUUUGUCGUAUUCGCAAAUUUCUCCCGAUGGCACCUCGCUCGCUUUCGAUGAUACCAACGGCCACGUCAAGUUGGUGAAUUUCACCAACACCAUCGUCAACACGGAGGAGUUCCGAACGCCAAUUUCGCCGGAGGAUGACCCCAUCGGUGCCGGAGGACUCGGCGGCGCCGAGGACUUUUCUUCGGAAAUGCCGCUGUUGUCGCGAAUGCAGAACAGCGGCGCGGACGAGGAAGAGGUGCUCGACGCGGCGUCGAUUUUGAUCAAACGUCAACGCGUGUUGGAUAAACGCACGAAGAAGAUGCAAGCUGGUCGAAAGUUUGUCAAGGCGGACAUGCGCGCGCCAAACUUUCGAGAGACGUCGUCGUCGUCGUCGUCGUCCUCUCCGAACGUGGCGUCGCUCGGUAACCCUCAGCAGCAGCAACAGAGUGCCAACGUAAACGCAAACAAGAAGAAGGUGAACAACAACAAGCCUUCCUCGUCCGCGAAACUCUCCGCGUCUGAUAACAAUCAAGCGAACGUCCGCAACAUCGUCUCUGGUUUACAACCCGAAUCCGCGGGAGAAUACGCCUGGUCUCCAGACGGCACUUGGCUCGCCUACGUCUCUCUCUACCAAGACACUGACUUUGAAGUUAUUUAUGCUUGGAACACGAAGACGAACGAACGAGUGCGCAUCACGCCGCCGUCCUCGAACUCGAGAUCGCCGACGUUUUCCCCGGACGGUUUGUUCCUCUACUACUUCAACGACGCGCAGUUUUCCUCCGGGUCAAAUUCACCGUACGGCUCCAGAGGGUCUGAACCGGUCUACGAAGACGGAGAAAGUUUGUACUGUUUGCCUUUGAGAGAAGGUUUGGCGUGUCCGUUCUUCUCCGGCGACGAGAUGAAUGCAGCGGGCACGGUGUUUGAUCCUACUUUGGGGCAAAAAUACCCGACGAAAAUUUCGAUGAAGAACAUCGAAAAGAGAUCCGAGGUGGUUCCUUUUGUCGAUCGCGCGAGAUACGAAAGCAUGUACAUCAUCGGUAGCGGCGCUACGAUUUUGUUAAACAUGUACGAUUCCAUGGGAAGCUAUCUCAUCGCUGUCGACAUCAUGCAAGGCUACGUUACGCCAAUUUAUCCGGACGCUUACGACGUUUUGGUGUCUCGCGACUUGCAAGUUGUCGUUUUGUUCACAGAAGAAGGCGUCGCGCUCAUGUCUGCGCAGACCAUCGCGGAAACUCCGGAUCAAGAUGCGAUUCUCGCUCAAGCCUUGUUGUGGUUACCGCCGGAGACAUGGACGGUGAAACUCAACCCGAGAGAAGAGUGGAUGCAAAUGUACGACGAGGCCAUGCGCACGAUGCGAGACAACUUUUACGAUCCGAACCUCCACGGUGUCGAUUGGCCGGCUGUUACGGAACGGUAUCGUCCGUUGGUAAAAAGAUUGACCUCCAAGAAUGAGUUACGAGACGUUCUCGAGCAAGCUUUGGGAGAAUUGUCCGUCUUACACGUCUUUGUCGACGUCGAAGGCGGCGAGGCUUUUGAAAAAAUUGGCAUGGGACAGAGUUCGGCCUGCUUGGGCGCUAAAUUUGAGCAAGUUCCUCAAGGUUUGCGCAUUACGAAGAUCUACGACACCUCCGAAGUGUUGAUGGCCCCGAACUCACCUCUGUCGGCGAUGGCUGUGGAUUUGAGACCCGGCGAUAUCAUCACUCGAAUCGAUGGCGUUUUGGUCAACGCUUUGUCCGAUCCUCUCCCGAAACUUUUAAUGGGUAAAGCGUAUUCGCAAGUGCUCUUGGAAGUCAUUCGCGGCCCGAGAACGAAGGAAGAGAUGGCAGAGUUGGAAGAGUUGCAAGAAAUGAUUGAAAGCGUGCAACAAUCGAGCUCGAGUUUGGGCGUCGCUCAAUCAAACGCGCUCCGAAGGUCGUCCCUUUCGUCUUCUUCCAUGGCAUCAAAAAGGUCGCGCACAAGUACCGCCGCGGCUCCCAGUGGCGAUGGUCAACAAAAUAGCCCGAAAAGAUCCGGCGAGCAAUAUUUCAACGGCGGGACUUUGAAUGCGUUCAAUCCGUUGACGGAUAUCGCACGAUCGGCUUUGAAAUCGAAUCGAUUGGGGUCGCACUCGUCGUCGGCGAAACCCUCCAAAGACGCGGACAGUAGCAAAUCAUCAGACGGCGCUUCUAAAAGUUCUUCCUCGGGUAAGAUGGGCGAAGAAGAGGAGGAAGAACUAGUCAUGCUCGACAGAGUCGUCGUCGUUCCUCUCGACGUCGGGACGUGCUCCGCGCUUCAAAAAGCGGACGCUUUGAACAGAAGAAAAGCGAAGGUUCGCCACGACUCUAACGACACCAUCGGUUACGUCUAUCUCGAAGACAUGGUCCAAGAAGGACCGGAAACGCAUUCCAUGGAUGACUUUGCCAGUCAAUUUUAUCCGAACUUGCGAAAAGGUGGCUUGAUCAUUGACGUGAGAAGAAACCAUGGCGGGAACAUCGAUACGUGGGUGUUGGAACGCUUGAGAAGAGUGGCUUGGAUGUUUGAGUCCCACCGCAGCGGCCCGGGAGAGACGACCAUGCAAUACUCUUUCCGCGGCAAAGUCGUCGUAUUGAUCGACGAAAUGUCCUCUUCAGAUGCGGAACUUUUUGCCGCUGGUUUCCAAACCAUGAAGCUCGGUAAGGUGAUUGGCGCCAGAUCCUGGGGCGGCGCGGUCGGGUACUCUGGCAACCCGGAGUGCUCCUUAGUCGACGGCGGCUCGUUCACCAUCCCUUCGUUUGGUCCGUACCUCGGUAACGAGUGGUUAAUCGAGCAAAAAGGUGUCAUCCCGGAUAUUCCAGUAGCAAACUUACCCAUCGAAUCCUUCCACGGCACCGACAAGCAACUCGACGCCGCCAUCCGAGAAGUUUUGAAGGAAAUCAAGGCGUCGCCGGAUGUGAAAAUUCCAGAGCACCCGCAGUUUCCCGUGAGAGCGUACGACAACGCGAAGUGUUUGGCGGAUCAACAAGAGGAAGGAGCGAAGACCGAGUUGUAA
Molecule: messenger RNA, 4950 nt
Organism: Bathycoccus prasinos
Lineage: Eukaryota; Viridiplantae; Chlorophyta; Mamiellophyceae; Mamiellales; Bathycoccaceae
Product: peptidase S41
Exons: 1
Coding region: 1-4950 (1649 amino acids)
Biological process (GO): proteolysis
Molecular function (GO): serine-type peptidase activity; protein binding
Source: RefSeq, a predicted model, not a curated record